UUUUUGUUAUUUCGUUAAUUGUCAGUUAAUUCCAGAUACAUUUGAUAGAUAAAUCCUGGAGCUCAAUGAACAAAGAUUUAUAUGUUGUUGAGGAAGAACAUAGUGGUGGUUCCGAUAGUCGAGAAGGAUGUAAGCUCAGUUUUCAUACUGGGUCUUAUCCAACACAAAUGUUUAUUGAACUGCAAGAAUUGGUACCAAGAGUCGAUGGUGGAUUACAAUUUGAUGAGUCAAUUUUUAAAAUGCCAGUUGCAGCUCAUUUUCGUGUACUCUGGUUGGAAACAGCAAGAUGGGUGAAUUUUGAAGAGAAUUUCAAUGAAGUUGAACAACGUUUCACUGAAGCUCAUGUACCACCAAUGAAAUUCUCAUCGAUAAGUAGUUUCAAGGAUAAAUUGCAACAAAAUUUAAAAAUUCUCCAAACUGAUGCACUAACACUUGGUCAAGCUUUUGAUGAAGUAGCAAAAUAUGCUUUAGCACAAAAUUAUAUUCAAGGCAAUGAACAAUAUGAUGUACUACGUGCUAUUCUAUUUGCUGAACGUUGGCAUCCUGAUGUUAAAGGUCAUAUAUCGGAUGAAGCGGAAUUCGAUCAAUAUUGGGCAGGAAUUCUACCGGAAGGUAUCAAUCCUAAACCAGCAUUUUUACAAAGAGCAUCAGUGGCAGUCAUGGGAACUAAGAAGCAUGUUUCUAUGACAAGGGCAUCUACUUCAACGAAUGAUUUUAAACCAAAGCUAUCUCUAGGUAGUAGAGAACAAGGUGCUAGUUCAUUAUCGAAAGCGCUUAGUAUACACAAUGAAUGUCAACAUCCAUAUCAUCGAUAUAAUCAACCUUUGACGCAUUGUUUAUCAUCCGGUUCAGAAGCAUGCACUGUUAUUUGUGGUUUAAUUGAAUUUUUAAAAUCUCCACUGCUUAUAUUGUUACGAUUAAAUAAAAGUAUUCAACGUUCAUGUAUAUCAGAAGUGGAUAUUCCAGUUAGAUUUAUAUUUAUUUAUGUUGGACCACAAAAUGAUGAAUUAAAUUAUGCUGAAUUAGCGCGUAUAUUUGCAGUCAUGAUGACGAAUGAUACAUUUCGGUUAUGCGUUUAUGAUUCCAUAUCUGUUGAUGAUGUUGUCAAAGGUAUUGAUAAUUUUAUGCAAGAUUCAUUUGUGAUGCCACUUUCACGACAUUAUAAUGCUAAUGCACUAGCUGGAAUGACACGUCAAAUUGAAGCUUAUAGAAAAGAAACGGUCUGUGAAAGAGAAGGAGUUGAUCGUCGACCAAAAAAUUCAGUCACUGUGAGGAAAUCGAUUGAACAGUCACAAAACAAUUUAGUUAAUGGUUCUUAUCUACCAUCCUCAUUGAAUUUAAAACAACAAUCCGAUGUUACUAAACCAGAUAUUGACAGUAAACUUCCUUUACCUGCAAAUGAAAUUGAUACACCGAAAAUAUCAAAACGUAAAAUAUUUAUGCGUGAUUUUUGUCCACCAUUUAUUGAAUUAUCACGUGGUAUCCGGCCAUGGAUAAAACGUAUGCCAGGUGAUUAUAAAGAUGCAAUACGUAAAGAGAAUUUCAGUAUUGUAUUUGGCAGUGUUUUGUUUAUUUAUUUUGUCAAUCUAUCACCAUCAAUUACAUUUGCUGCAUUGUUAAAUACUCAAGUUGAUCCUUCCUACACAGUGACAUUAACUCUUUUAGCAGUCGGAGUAUUUUUGAUUAUUUUCACAAUUUUAUCUGGUCAACCACUUGCAAUCAUUGGUAUUUCUGCUCCAAUGUAUAUUGUUGAAUCAUCGCUAGUCUCAGUUUCAAGGCGUACCGGAGUGGAUUUUAAACAAAUUCGAUUUUGGAGUGCUUUUUAUUGUUCUAUAUUUGGUUUUAUAUUUGUUGGUUGUAAUAUAUCUGGCAUAGCUAAACAUAUAAGACGAUCCGUUGAAGAAUGUUACAAUUCAUUUAUUGGAUUUUUCUUUUUACUUAAAGCAUUAUUUACAAUGUUUUUAUUGAUUCCCUCUAAACCUGUGGAUAAUACUCCAAUGGCUAGAAUGACAUAUUAUCAAAAAUUAGCAGUAGCUGGAGUUACACUAUUUUUAGCAUUUAUAAUGCUCCAGUUCUGUUUAAUACUUGCCCAGUUAAAACGUGGAAAUUAUUUCAGAAGAAAUAUUAGAAAACUUUUAGGCGCUUUAAAUGUUCCACUCGGUAUGCUUUUGAUAACUGGAUUAGAAAGAAUAUUUUUUCGUGGUUAUAAUUUACCAACUGUAAAUAUACCACCAUCAAAUCAAGUGAAUAUAUCAGUAUGGAUUAAUCCACCGGAUUUUUCACGUUUACAAGAUUAUAGUAAAGCUACACCGACAAUGAUUCAUGGUAUCUCAGUUGCAAUUGGAGUAGCAUUAGCCAUUAUUAUAUUUACUGAAGCAGCUUUAAAUGGUUUAACGGCAAUGAAAAAUAAAGCUGUGAAACCGAAUAUUUUUGUUAUGGAUUUAGUAUUGUUACAAGUUAUAUUCCCGAUUAUCAGUGGUAUAACUGGAUGGCCAUUUAUGUCGGGUACAACAGUGAGAACUCUUAGCAAUCUUGUGGCAUUAGUUAAAAUGGAUCAAAGUCCUGCACCGGGUAUGCCUCAUAAAAUUGUAGGAACAGUAGAACAGCGAGUUAGUGGUGUAUUUGUCGGUAUACUAGUUGCACUUUCAAUAUUUCUCGGUUCAAUAUUAAGCAAUAUUCCAUUGGCUGCAUUGUAUGGCAUGUUUCUCUACAUGGGUGUAAUGGGACUGCGUGAUUUAACAUUCGUACUAAGAAUAUGCUCACUGAUGAAACGUCGUAAACACUGGGAAGAUUGGGAAUGUGUUCGUGGCCUGCCGAGUAAACAUAUCCUUGUAUUCUCGUUGAUUCAAGCCGCUGUUGUCUUGAUUCUAGUUUCAUUGAAUAUCAUAUCAGAUUUCACGGAAGCCAAUUAUGUUGGUCUUAUUUUCCCUAUUGUUAUACUCAUCUAUAGCCUUAUUCGUGAAUUUGCUUUGCCAAAAUGGGAAUGGUUAGCGUUAUAUUUACAUCAAGUAUGCCUUUAUAUAUAUAUAUGUCUUCGUAUAUAA
This is a messenger RNA of Schistosoma turkestanicum, 3044 nucleotides long. Lineage: Eukaryota; Metazoa; Platyhelminthes; Trematoda; Strigeidida; Schistosomatidae. The record is from the annotation of a GenBank genome assembly.